Molecule: messenger RNA, 1819 nt
Organism: Plodia interpunctella (Indianmeal moth)
Lineage: Eukaryota; Metazoa; Arthropoda; Insecta; Lepidoptera; Pyralidae
Exons: 7
Coding region: 153-1220 (355 amino acids)
Source: RefSeq, a predicted model, not a curated record
UGCGCGGGGGGGGUGUGUCGGACUUGUCUAGAAGCCAGCGCCGGGGCAGCAGCCAGAAAGACAUUCGUGCGCGCGCGCUCCUCUCGCACGCCCGUGUCCGUCGUCUGUGAUUUCCCCCAGUGAGUCCGAAAUAGCUACAAAGCACACACAAAAUGAGGACGUCGUUGUACUUAGUAUGCGUGUGCGCCGCUCUAGUCGCGGUGACCGCUGCGCCGGCGCCGGAACCGAACCCAGACCCACAACCCAGUCCUGUGGCUAACCCACAACCUAACCCGGCAGACGACAGACCUGAAAUCAUCGAGAUUAUUGCCCCAGCUGCAAGUGCACAGGAAACGCUGGCAACACUGAACCUGGGUGCUCCAGGUUCUGAACUAAGCGAACGAAACAAACGCACCAUCGGUAUACUCCGGCAGCUCUUCCCAACUCUCACACAGAUAAUCGAAAAAAAAGUACAGCAGAUCACGAGCAUGAUAUUGACGACCUUCGGCCCAAUAUUUCUGAAAGCAUUCCUCGGGAACCGUAACGGUGGUGGAGGCAACACCGGCGGAGGGGGCGGAACCGUCGAGCUCGACGACGAUGAAGAUGACGACGACACUGAGCCUGUUACUCCUUCAACGACUACUACGUCGACAACAACAACAACAACAACAACAGAAGCACCAACCACUGAAUCGAGGAGAAGAAAGCGAGCGUUGACCUACUUGCUGAAUGCGAUCGCCGAAGACCAGAAUUCACUGCUCUUGGGGGCGGAGUCCCAGCAAGCGGAGGUGCGAGUAGGCUUCGGCGAAGGAGGACAGGACCAGCAGACAGCCGCGAGUGAAGACCAGCAGGCAGCAGCUCAGACCAACUCGGCCAGUAUCGACGAGAUCACUCUUGAUGAUGCUGACAACAGCGAAGAAAAUAGAAAUAAAAGAUUCUUACUUGGAGGCGGAAGCCAGGGUGGUUCAGGCGGCGGCUCCGGCAACUUCUUGUUCGACAUUGUCAGAUUGGUAGCUGGAUCUUCAUCGGGAACUGGCGACAGCUCACAGCCGCCCGAGGGAGACGACACCAACACGAAAGGAGACAACCUGACUGAGGGAGUCCCCGGCCCCAUCACGCGUCUCUUCAUAAUCGCUAACAGAGGCAUUGCGAACCUCAUCCAGGACUUGAUCCUUCGUAUCGCUCAAACCUCCGAGAGGAUAGUCAACUUCAAGGCGCGAUUGAUUACCUCCAUCAUUUAACGCGGAUGCGUAUAGAGAAUUAUCCUAGUUUAGUGUUAAGGUAGUGGCAUCGACCUGCGAAGGGCGGACGCGUCUUCUAAAGUCUACGCCAGGCCAGAAUCAACAACCACAAGACGGUAGUUCGUCGUUCUAGACGUAAAGUCUGUGAUAAACCCAGUUCCAUUCAUCAUCACAAAAAUUAACCUUACCUACUCAUAAUGUUGCAUGCGAUCGUCUUAGGUUCCUGAUUACGCUUGUGGUUGUUUCAUUUUAGGCAGGAUUAGUUAAUAGGUCAGGUUUUUUGGUAUUGGCUGUCAAAAUGCUGGCUUGGCUGAGGCGCGUCGACUCUUGGAGUAGGUCAAUGAUAGUGAGCUGUUGCGGGGACCAUUCGGCCACGGGGACUGUGUAAGGCACUUUGAGGGAUGUCCUCACAGCAUAUACAGUCUCCGUGGCCAGGGUCUGUCUGCGGGCGACAGCGUGGCGCGCCCAGUGCUGCCCGGCGCCGCCGCCGAUAAUGCUCAAGCUUUUUUAUAAUGUGACAUUCCCAAUUCGUUUUUAUGUUUGUAAAUAUGUAUUAUAGCGGAAUUUUUGUAUAAAAUAAAAGAAUAGUUAAAUUAUAA